AUGGCUUCCCCCUGUUCCGGGGACCCCAGCACGGCAGGUCUGCCCCCAUGUCCGGUAGCCCCUCCAGGUGAGACGCAUGGUCCUGCCGCGCCCCAGGAGCUCCCGUUUCCGGACAUCUACGGCGGGGACGCGCAGCUCUGGGAGGCGCACUUCCGCGGCAUCGGACGCGCCUACCGCGCGCUGGGCAAGGAGGACGACUUCGCCAUCCGCGUGCUCACCGAGGACUUCACGCUGCCCUUCCCGUUCGCCUGGCCGCCUGGGCCCGACCCAGCCCGCGGGCCGCUCUUCUAUGACCCGCACGACCGCACGGGCUUCGACUUCCUGCUGCGGGGUCCGGGCGCGCCGCCCCCCGCGCUGCUGCGGCCCCUGCACAACACGGCGCAGGCGGCCGUGCGCAAGCGGCGCCUGGAGCAGCUGGCGCUGAGCUACGCGCAUCGGGCGCCGGCCCCCGGCCCGGCCUCGUGGUGCUCGCACCCGUGCCCGCCGGUGGAGGAAGGAGUGAAGUCGCAGUGGCAGCAGGGAGGGCUGGCCAGGCUGGAGCCCCCCGCGGGAGAGAUAGAGCCUCCGAUGGGUGACCCUCCAUCCCCCCAUCCCGGCCCCCUGGGCUUCAGGAAGAGCACCUCUAAGCCCACCAAGGCUGAAGGGCCCACCACCAGGAACCAGGCACCUCCUCGCCCGCUGCUCUCCGGCCUCCGCAUCCCUCUGGCACAGACCCGGGCGCCUCCUCCCCCGAUGCUCUCUGACGCCACGCCCAUGGGGCACCGGCGUCAGAGCCUGGUGGGGAUUCCAGGUGGCCUGGCCCUGGCUGACCUUCCUCUCUCAGCCACAGCCAGGGCACUGACCCUGGUCACAACUGGAACCCUGACCUUGGUCGUGAACGGAGCCCUGAUCCCUGGCUGA
Molecule: messenger RNA, 900 nt
Organism: Phacochoerus africanus (Common warthog)
Lineage: Eukaryota; Metazoa; Chordata; Mammalia; Artiodactyla; Suidae
Gene: C6H8orf90
Product: chromosome 6 C8orf90 homolog
Source: RefSeq, a predicted model, not a curated record